Molecule: messenger RNA, 2650 nt
Organism: Xyrauchen texanus (razorback sucker)
Lineage: Eukaryota; Metazoa; Chordata; Actinopteri; Cypriniformes; Catostomidae
Gene: col10a1a
Product: collagen, type X, alpha 1a
Exons: 3
Coding region: 152-2110 (652 amino acids)
Molecular function (GO): protein binding
Source: RefSeq, a predicted model, not a curated record
GGGCCAGAUAUGGUAUAAAAACUCUCAUCAUUGUGCUAGGCAGCAGCAGAUCCUCUGUCUGGCUCCAAGAACAAGGAUAUUCAGAAGUGGGAGCCGCAGCCACAACUUUUUAUUUAUUUGAAACCCAAGUAUGCUGAUUUGACCUCAGAGAAUGGAACUACGAGUAGCAAGCAUUCUUCUUCUCCUGGUUGCCUUGACGGCUGCUCAUGGUGAGAGAUAUGUUGUCAAGAAGGUGGUGAAGGCCCCCCAGUACUCAGUGAAAAGCCAUGUGGUGUCUGUAGCAGGAGAACCAGGUACCCCUGGUGAGCCAGGCCCAGCUGGGCCCCCUGGACCUCAAGGACCCCCAGGAGAAGAUGGUGAAGGGCUGCCUGGGCCACAGGGACCACCUGGACCACCCGGACCUGCUGGUUACUCUGCGCCUGGAAAACCUGGUUCUCCAGGUGGACCUGGAAAACCUGGAGCUACAGGUGCACAUGGACCAAAAGGAGACACUGGUGCAACUGGUCCUCAAGGUCCCAGGGGCAUGCCUGGCCCUGCUGGUAGCCCUGGACCUGCAGGUUUAUCUUCCACAGGCAAACCUGGACCAGCAGGUCUUCAAGGUGCAAAAGGACCAAGGGGGGAGUCAGGUCUUAAAGGACAUCCAGGUAUUCCUGGUAUGAAAGGACAGAAAGGAGAAAGAGGUAUUGGGGUUCAAGGGCCACCAGGCGAGAGAGGUCCAUCAGGGAUAGUGGGUCCUUCAGGGAAGCCUGGUGAGCCUGGUGUUGGAAGGCCUGGCAAAUCUGGACUUCCUGGUGAACCAGGUAAAUCAGGCUCACCUGGUCGUGAUGGGGAACCUGGACCCAUGGGGUUGCCAGGCCAAAAAGGUCAAACAGGACCACCUGGAAUUGGAAUGGCUGGCAAGCCAGGUGAUAAUGGUGCUCCAGGUAUGCCUGGCCCUGCUGGCCCCAAAGGUCCACAAGGAGCGUCUGGUGCUCCUGGUGCUCCUGGAGUUCCAGGUUAUGGCAAACCAGGUGAACCCGGUUUAAAUGGCGACAGAGGACUAGCUGGUAGCCCAGGUGCAACAGGUCCGAAAGGUGAGCCAGGUGCUAAAGGGCACACUGGAUAUCCAGGUGCUACUGGUCCUAUGGGUCCAGCUGGUUCUCAAGGUCAAAGAGGUUUCCCAGGUGGAAGGGGAGCAACAGGUGAUAAGGGUGACCCAGGUGCAAUGGGACCUCCAGGGCUAAAGGGGCACAAGGGAGAACAGGGAGCACAAGGCAUUGAAGGCAAGCAGGGUUAUCUGGGGGCAACAGGCCCAGUUGGUCCAAGGGGAGCUACAGGUGCUCCUGGUAACAAAGGAGAUAUUGGCCACACGGGUGCGUCUGGUACCCCAGGAGCACCUGGACCUGCAGGACCAAAGGGCCUUCAAGGACACACUGGAGCAGCAGGUGAAAGGGGAGAGACAGGUGCUCCGGGGGCAAGAGGCCCUGUCGGCCCAGCAGGUCCUGAAGGUGCACCUGGCCUUAAAGGUCACCCUGGUCUUCCUGGGGCACCUGGCCCAGCAGGUUUGUCUGCUAAAGCAAUUCCUGGACCUCAGGGUCCACCUGGACUUCCUGGAUCUGAUGGGUCUGCUGGCCUUCCAGGUCCUGCUGGAGCUCCUGGCCCACCUGGACCUCCUGGUGAGGUCAAUUUUGAGAAGGCCCAAGGUGAAACUACAUACCCAGUUCUUGUUAAGAGUCCUGUGUCUGCAUUCACUGUUGCAACUGUGACACCUUAUCCCCCAUCUGGUACCCCAAUUAAGUUUGAUCAGAUUGUAUACAAUGCAGAACAGCAUUAUGAUCCUGAGACGGGCUUGUUCACCUGUCAGGUUCCAGGAAUUUACUACUUCUCCUACAGCAUGCAUGUGAAUGGGGCUAAUGCUUUGGUGGCACUUUAUAAAAACAGUGAUCCAAUCAUGUUCACUUAUGAUGAGUACAACAAAGGAUUCCUGGACCAGAUGUCUGGAAGUGCUGUCCUUCAGCUCAAUGAGCAGGACACUGUUUAUAUCCAGAUCCCUGAUGAUGAGGCUAGCGGUGUAUUUGCUGCCGACAAUGUCCACUGCUCCUUCUCUGGGUUCCUGAUUGCCUCAACGUGAUAAGGUGAUCAAACCACAUCAUAUUCUAAAACCAUCACUAUUUCUCAAACAAAAUAUCCUGUUCUGCAAACAAUGAUGCAUAACAGACUGUGCUAUUGUUAUGAGAAAUACAAGCAUCUCAACUUGGAAAUUUCAAGUUGUGCCAAUAAGAAGGAAGUCAAUUAUGUAACAAGUUAUCAGGGAUAGAAAGAGUUAAUACCUAAAUAAUUACAUUUUGUGUGUGGAGAGAGCAUGUAGAAGUUUUCCUGAUCAUUUCAUGUCUUUUCCAAAAAAAAAAAUUGUUUUGAUUUUUGUAUUUGUUUUAUUUUUUGUUUUUUACUGAUCACAGAGGGUAAUUAAAAUAUUUGUCCCGAUUUCACUGUUAUUGAUUACCUUAUAUCUUUACUGAUAAAACUGAGAGAAUGCUGUUCCUGACAUCCUUAUAUCUGACUUGAAUAUUGUGAGAUGGUGAAAAUUAUCAAGAAAAUCAAAUGUUGCUUUCCCAAAGGCGUAAUUUUGCUCUGUAAACCAUAAUGGAUCGAAUAAACCAUUUCCUAAAGA